GCCGGAUCGUGGAAGUGAGUGGGAAUCGGCGCUCUCCGAAUGGAAAUCCUCUUCUUCAUUCACUUUUUGGCUCCUUAAAGAUUCAUGCCAAAUAGUCAGAGAAAGUGGAAUCUAGACUCAAAUACUCUACGUUUCCUGUAUUUUGUUUAACAGAUAGAAAUAUCUUGUUUCCAAACUAAAGAAAUUUACGUGCCGUACAGUCUUACAGGUAGUUUCUUGCGUGCAUGCUGGUGGUGAUUUACUGUUGCACUUAUGUGUCAUGUUGUGUCUCUGAGUAAUACUUUUGUGUCUUUAUUAGAUUUAGAGUUGAGAAAAAUCACAUUUCUAGGUAGGGUGUCAGGUAAUGAAUAUUGAUGAUGUGAUAGUAAAAAGAUACAGUGUGCUUAAAAUAUUUGUAGUCUCUCCAAAAAAGUUUUGACUUGAAUACCUGAAAAUAUCUCAGAGUGAAAAUUUUAAUUUUGAAUUUUAUCUUUUGCAGAAUUUUUGAUUUAAUUUUAUUUUUAAAACAAUGAUUUAAUUUUAAAUACUUUUUGUGUUCGAAUAGAUUUAGCUCCAAUCAUCAUGAGAGUUAUAAACAAUUAGUCGCUGCUGAUUAUAAUAAUUAUGAAAUAUUUUUAUUAAGUCAUUUUCAGAAUAAUAGGCUUUUUCUUGGAAUAUAUUGCUUCAAGACGUACAUUAAAAAGAUAUCAUACCAUAGAUUUAUUUUCUCUUGGAAUUUAUUUCACAUUUGGUUUUGAAUAGUUUCUUGCUUAUUUAAAUAUUAAAGUUGCUUACCUUAUGGUUCUCUGGCUUUAUAAGUCCAAGAAAUAACAAAAAAAUAGAUGAGUGAUUUGUAAAUGUUUUUGACAUGUAAGUAAAAAGUAAUUUCAUUUAACAUUAUAAAUAAAAUGGAUCACACAAUGAUCAACACAAUAGGAAACUUGCCUAGGAAAAAGACAACUAAUUUACUCCGUUUUACGAAAUUAUUCACCGGAAUUUCUUUAAUAUUUUUAAACACCAGUGGAUGUAGAUCUGACUCUAAUCCGAAACCAGAGCCUAUGAAGUACCAACCAACUGAGAGCAUUGUUGCGACUAAGUAUGGCUCUCUGAGAGGAGUAGUCGAAAUUCUCAGCAAUAAAAACUUGCAACCCGUUGAAGUGUUCCUAGGGGUACCCUAUGCAGGUGUGCCACUAGGGUCUUUACGGUUUUUACCUCCUGGAACACCACCACAGUGGCGAGGUGUCAGAACUGCCGACCAUUUUAUGCCUGUGUGUCCUCAAAAACCACCAGACAUUAGCAAUGAAACAGAAGCAUUAAAACGCAUGCCACCUGGACGAUAUGAAUACUUAAAAAGACUUUUGCCAUUCUUGGCAAAUCAGAGCGAGGAUUGCCUUUAUUUGAAUAUCUACGCACCAGCUGGAAGCCCAAGAAACUCUAAAUCAAAAAUUCCUGUCAUGGUAUUUAUUCAUGGAGAGUCAUAUGAUUGGAAUUCCGGAAAUCCAUAUGAUGGCAGUGUAUUGGCCAGUGCAGGCAAUGUAAUUGUCAUCACCAUUAAUUUCCGACUUGGAAUAUUUGGUUUCUUACCAGCUGUUGAUGGCUCUUCCAGAGGAAAUUAUGGAAUUAUGGAUCAAGUAGCAGCUUUGCACUGGAUUCAAGAAAAUGUUGCGGAAUUCGGGGGUGAUCCAAAAAAUGUAACAGUCUUUGGACAUGGACAUGGAGCAGCUUGUGUUAAUUUGUUAAUGUUAACUCCCUUGACUAGAGGUUUAUUUCAACGUGCAAUUCUUCAAAGUGGCUCUGCACUAAGUCCAUGGGCUAUCGCUAGGAACUCAUUAGCUUAUACGCGUCAAAUAGCUAAGAACUUGAAGUGUCCAACAGAAGAUAGUUCUGUUCUGGUGGAGUGUCUCCGUCAACGUCCAGCUCAAGAUAUUCUAAAUGUUCACCUCAGUGUUCCCGAUCAUCUGUCUGCUUUUGGUCCCACAAUAGACGGUGUUGUUGUACCAGGAGAGCCAGCCGAUUUAAUGGAAAGGCAAACUGACCACUUCGGUCAGUAUGAUUUGUUGUUUGGUAUGACUAGGAUAGAAGCAUACGACCAGUUCUCCAGUGAGGAAGAUAAAUCUGGUAUUGAUGUCCUCAGAAGAGACCGUCUCUUAAGAACAUUGGUCAGAAACUUGUUCACGUACCAUUUACAAGAGAUUUUUCUCACAGUAGUGAAUGAAUACACAGACUGGAGCAAACCGGACCAACACCCUAUAAAUGUUCUAGAUUCUACAACUGAUGCCAUGAGUGAUGCUUUAAUUAUUGCACCUUUGGUUAGAACUGGUAACUUUCAUUCCAGGGUGCAUUAUCCCAAAAAACCUAAAACUUAUCAGUACGUCUUUACUCACAUGAGUGAAGAGGCUGGUUAUGGUCAAAGGUUGGGUUGCGUUCACGGUGAAGAUCUUGUUUACGUUUUUGGUGCACCUUUGGUCAGUUCGCUAUCUUAUUUUCCCAGAAAUUUUUCGAAGCCUGAGAGUACCUUGUCUGAAGCUGUGAUUCAUUUCUGGAGCAACUUUGCCAAAUAUGGGAAUCCUAAUGAUCCAUUUCAAGAAAACGAAAUCAAUGAAAAAAGUAGAGGUAAACCUGAGAAACUUUGGUGGCCUGAAUAUAAUGAUACUCAUCAAAAAUACUUAUCAAUAGGUCUGAAACCAAAACUACGCGAUCACUACCACGCUCACAGAUUAUCUUUUUGGUUGAAUCUCAUCCCAACACUUCACAGAGCUGCUGCUUCCGAAGCUACUACAAGCCAUCAUCUCUUAGAAGACCAUGAUAAUCCACAUACCUAUGAUGGAAUUGUUAGAAGCAGAAGUCCAGGUGACAUAGUUGUUAUGACAACAACAUCAACAAUGCCACCACUUCCAUCAACUACCACCAAGGGUGGUGGAAUCAACACCAGUGCAUAUGCUACUUUAAUAAUAUUAGAAGAGAGGCCAACUGCGGCCACUAAGUCCAUGAAUAUAUCUGAUUCUCUCGCCAUGAUCUUCCAACAGGGGGCUUACUCAACUGCAUUGACUGUCACAAUAGGCAUAGGCUGUUCUCUUCUCAUUUUGAACAUAAUCAUAUUUGCUGGUGUUUAUAUGAACAGAGAAAGAACAAUUCAACAUCAUGUAGAUUAUAAAGAGAGAUCUUAACGCAUGAAAACAGAGACAAAGAAAAAAAUCCAAAUAAACUAAAUAAACUGGUAUAGUGAGCUGCUUAACUCAGAAGCUUACUUUUAUGGUUGCUUGAUUGGUGACCAUUGGCGAGCAAAAUUUUUUAUUGCAAAACUCUUUUGCAAAUAAAAUAUGGAAAAGCAAACAUGUAUUAUAAAUAAGCUGUGCUAUUUUAUUGUGGUAUAAAAUGAACAAGAGAAUAGGUAACAUAAAAAUAAAAGCGAAUAGAAAUUGAAGCUUUGCAUAUCGAGACACCAUUCUCAAAUUAUGCUAUCAAAUGCUGAACUUUUAUUAAAAAACAGUGCUUAUUUAACAUGAAUUUUAUACGUUUUGGUUCGAAAUAAAAUAUUUGUAACCAUGCAAUACUUAAAAAGUUUGUGUCUUGCUCCCGUAUUGUACAUAUGAAAGUGAAGUUUUAUUCUGUACCAUGUACAUAUAAGAACACUCAUGUGUUAAGGGGAAUUAAAAAUCAAUUUCAGUUGAAAACAUAUAUUCAAACAUAUACAGCGAUGUUAAAAAUGAUGGUCCUUGUAAGUGAUAUAAAUUAUAUCUUUUGAUUUCAAUUGGAUUGUUAUUCGAAUGUUUCAAAUUUGUUACAAAAUCUGGAUUUGUUAAAAAAAAUGACUAUUCAUUUGUUUAAUAAAAUGUUUGUUGAAAAUUAGGCUUUC
Molecule: messenger RNA, 3835 nt
Organism: Parasteatoda tepidariorum (common house spider)
Lineage: Eukaryota; Metazoa; Arthropoda; Arachnida; Araneae; Theridiidae
Product: neuroligin-2
Source: RefSeq, a predicted model, not a curated record